Molecule: messenger RNA, 909 nt
Organism: Nyctereutes procyonoides (raccoon dog)
Lineage: Eukaryota; Metazoa; Chordata; Mammalia; Carnivora; Canidae
Gene: GABARAP
Product: GABA type A receptor-associated protein
Exons: 4
Coding region: 130-483 (117 amino acids)
Biological process (GO): autophagosome assembly; cellular response to nitrogen starvation; macroautophagy
Cellular component (GO): autophagosome; autophagosome membrane; cytosol
Molecular function (GO): GABA receptor binding; ubiquitin protein ligase binding
Source: RefSeq, a predicted model, not a curated record
GGAAGUGGCGCAAGUCCCGGGAUCGCUCCGCUGAGUCCGCCCGCGCGUCGCCGCCGUCGCCGCCGCCCCCCGUCCCGGCCCCCCCCGGGUUCCCUCAGCCCAGCCCGGUCCAGCCCGGUUCCCGGGAGGAUGAAGUUCGUGUAUAAAGAAGAGCAUCCGUUCGAGAAACGCCGCUCUGAGGGCGAGAAGAUCCGAAAGAAAUACCCGGACCGGGUUCCGGUGAUAGUAGAAAAGGCUCCCAAAGCUCGGAUAGGAGACCUGGACAAAAAAAAAUAUCUGGUGCCUUCUGAUCUCACAGUUGGUCAGUUCUACUUCUUGAUCCGGAAGCGAAUUCAUCUCCGAGCUGAGGAUGCCUUGUUUUUCUUUGUCAACAACGUCAUUCCACCCACCAGUGCCACAAUGGGUCAGCUAUACCAGGAACACCACGAAGAAGACUUCUUUCUAUACAUUGCCUACAGUGAUGAAAGCGUCUACGGUCUGUGAAGCUGCUGCCCCUGAUGUUGGGGGGGUCCUGUUUUACAAAGACAGAGGUGGCCCCCAUCCUCGACCUACUCCUUCUUUGGGCUCAUCCCUCACCUCCCUUUGUUGGGACCUGCACUUCCUAAUGUUUGAGGCUCUCCUCCAGCCCUUCUCAGCAGGAGGGCUCAUGGGGGAGGUGGCUUCUUGGACCUCUCCUUUCUCCUCUUCCUCUUCGAAGACCUUUCCCACUCUGCUCUAGACUUCUUGAUUGUCCGUCUCUGUCACAUCCGGUGAUUGUUUUGGUUUCUGUUCCCUAACUGCCCAAGGGGCUCAGAACCCCAACAUUCCCUUCCUCUCAUUACCUUCAUUUUUGGGGGUAGAGGGAAGGGACUGAAAUUGUUGGGGGGAAGGCAGGAGGCACAUCAAUAAAGAGGAAACCACCAACCUGAA